AUGGACAGAAGUUGGAUGAAAAAACCUCGACAUACAAAAGAGUAUGUCGAUGGUGUCAAUGAGUUUUUGAAGUUUGCAUGCCAGAAUUGUGCUACAGAUUCGUCGAUAACUUGCCCAUAUAGAAAAUGUGGAUUACGUAAGAUGUUCAUGCCCAACAUGGUAUAUGAUCAUUUGAUUAGCUAUGGAAUUUCUCAAGGUUACACCAUUUGGCAUGCUCAUGGGGAGAGAAUAGGGGAGGCAUCUUACCAUGCUACUGAUGCCCAAAAUAAUAAUGAGCAAAUAAAUGAAGGCUUUGGUGGGAUGACAACCAUGUUACAUGACAUUUUCCCCAUGUUUGAUCCUGAAAUAGUGGAGGGUGGGCUUGAAAUAGGUGUGGAUGUUGGAAAGGCUGGAGUGCAAAAUGAAAAUCGACAAGAUGCUGAUGAGCCAUUAUAUGAAGGGUGCACAAAACAUACUAAGUUUAGUUCUAUUGUACAUCUCUGGAAUAUGAAGUAUUUGGGUGGAUUGAGUAAUAGCAUAUUCACAGAACUCCUUGAAUUUGUGAAUGAGUUGCUCCCACCAGGAGCAUCAUUUCCUAAAAAUACGUACGAGGCGAAGAAUUACAUGAAUGAGUUAGGUCUUGGAUACCAGAAGAUCUUAGUAUGUCCCAAUGGUUGUAUGUUAUUUUGGAAGGACAGUGAGAAUUUGGAAACAUGCGUGGUAUGCGGAGCAUCAAAAUGGAAGCAAAAAGAGUUUAUGGAUGAUAGGUCUAGAAAAGGCCGCAGUAAUGAUGGGAUACUAAGGCAUCCAGCAGAUGGCAUGGCUUGGAAGACGUUUGAUUCACAACAUGAUGAUUUUGCCUUUGACCCCCGCAAUGUUAGGCAUGGUUUAUCUGCAGAUGGCUUUAAUCCUUUUGGAAACAUGAGCAUUUCCUAUAGUACCUGGCUGGUUAUGUUGGUACCUUACAAUUUACCUCCUUGGAUGUGCAUGAAACGAUCAAGUUUCAUGCUAUCAUUGAUUAUACUGGGACCAUCAUCCCCUUCAAUGACUAUAGAUGUAUACUUAGAGCCUCUAAUAUCAGAAUUAAAGGAAUUAUGGGAGGUUGGAGCACCGACCUAUGAUGUUUGCUCCAAAGAGAUCUUUACAAUGAGGGCGGUUUUAAUGUGGAUGAUAAAUGAUUUUCUUGCGUAUGGUGAUUUGUCUGGGUGGAGUACGAAAGGUCGUUUAGCAUGUCCUUGUUGUAUGGGUAACACACGAUCUAGAUGGCUGAAACAUGGAAAAAAGUUUUCCUAUAUGGGGCAUAGACGAUUCUUGCCAAGUGAUCAUAGGUGGAGAAUGAUGGCAAAAACAUUUGAUGGGACACAAGAAAUUGAUCCUUCACCUACUAUGCCAACACCUGAUGAAGUAAUGAAAAUGGAUGAUAAUGGAAGAAGUGAAUUGGACCAUAAAGUCGUAAUGCAUUAUAAAGGUCCCAUGCAAGUUGCCAAAGAAUUUAAGCAAAUUGUCAUUAAUGGCACAAAAUUUCGCACUAAAACUCAUGAAAAUGGGAAGAAAACUCAUAAUUGUGGUGUUAGUGUAUGUACUGAUCAAGAUGGCCAUGCCUGGUAUGGCCAAGUAAUACGCAUAACUGAGGUUAUGUAUUAUGAUGGGUCCCGAUAUGUGUUAUUCAAAUGUGGUUGGGCAGACGUUGCUCGAGGUAGAGGUUUGAAGGUGGACGAGUUUGGCUUUACUCUUGUUGUGGUUGUUAAGACAAAACCAAGAGAUGUGUAUGACACUGGUGAAGAGGAAGUGACUGACGAUGAUGAGGAUGAAUAUUUAGUCAACGAAUAUUGUAUUAACACUUCUAACCAUGAACCUAUUGAACCCGGUAUUGACGAUGUUGUGUGGAAACGAACUGAUAUAGAUGGAAUGACGAUCGAAACUCCCUAA
Carya illinoinensis is the source of this 1908-nucleotide messenger RNA. RefSeq lists its product as uncharacterized. The record is from RefSeq and is a predicted model, not a curated record. The transcript is spliced from 5 exons. The coding region runs from base 1 to 1908 and encodes 635 amino acids. Lineage: Eukaryota; Viridiplantae; Streptophyta; Magnoliopsida; Fagales; Juglandaceae.